GGCGGCGCGGAGCGGCGUCCCCUACAGCCGCGGACCAAGGCGGCGGUGGCGGCGGCGGCACCUGCCGGUCGAGCUUCCGAGCCCAGGAGAGCAGAGUUGACUCAUUUCCCCGGGACAGAAUUGGGGGACCCUAUGACUAGCAGCUCCGGAAAGCAGCUCCUUUGCAUCCAUCGGGAAAGCGUGCGGUGUCUGCAGGUAGAAAUUCGCCAGUGAUCUUCCCUGCUUCCUCAAUGCGGCCAGCCCUGCGGAAGAGACACGUUUUGGUGACCUUUGGUUUCUCCUGAAUUCAAUGCCAAGCCAGUACAACCGUGUGAAGCUGAAAAGCGAUUGCUCGCAGCCCUCCCUGCAAUGGUACACCCGUGCUCAGAACAAGAUGAGAAGACCCAGCUUGUUGUUAAAAGACAUCCUCAAGUGUACAUUGCUUGUGUUUGGAGUGUGGAUCCUUUACAUCCUCAAGUUAAAUUAUACUACUGAAGAAUGUGACAUGAAAAAAGUGCAUUAUGUGGACCCCAACCGCAUAAAGAGAGCCCAGCAAUAUGCCCAGGAAGUCCUGCAGAAGGAAUGCCGGCCCCAGUUCGCCAAGAGGUCGAUGGUGCAGCUCUUCAGGCACAGGUACACCUCGGACCUGCCACCUUUCGUGACGAAGGCCCCCGCAGGGAGCGAGGCCGAGUACAAGUACGACCCUCCUUUCGGAUUCCGCAAGUUCUCCGAGAAAGUCCAGAGCCUCUUGGAACUCCUGCCCGAGCAUGACUUUCCUGCACACUUGAAAGCCAAGAGCUGCAGGCGUUGUGUGGUCAUUGGAAGUGGUGGAAUCCUCCACGGGCUAGAGCUGGGCCGGGCCCUGAACCAGUUCGAUGUUGUGAUAAGGUUAAACAGUGCACCGGUUGAAGGAUAUUCAGAGCAUGUUGGAAAUAAAACUACUAUAAGGAUGACUUAUCCAGAGGGUGCACCACUGUCUGACCUCGAAUAUUAUUCCAAUGACUUGUUUGUUGCUGUUUUAUUUAAGAGUGUUGACUUCAACUGGCUUCAGGCGAUGGUCAAAAAUGAAACCCUGCCGUUUUGGGUGCGACUCUUCUUUUGGAAGCAGGUGGCGGAAAAAAUCCCACUCCAGCCAAAACAGUUCAGGAUUUUGAAUCCGGUUAUUAUCAAAGAGACUGCCUUUGACAUCCUUCGAUACUCAGAGCCUCAGUCAAGGUUCUGGGGCCGAGAUAAGAACGUCCCCACGAUUGGUGUCAUUGCCGUUGUCUUAGCCACGCAUCUGUGCGAUGAAGUCAGUUUGGCAGGCUUUGGCUAUGACCUCAGCCAACCCAGAACACCUUUGCACUACUUUGACAAUCUCUGCAUGGCUGCCAUGAACUUUCAGACCAUGCACAAUGUGACCACAGAGACGGGGUUCCUCCUGAAGCUGGUCAGAGAGGGCGUGGUGAGGGAUCUCAGCGGAGGCAUCCAUUGUGAAUUUUGAACCCAGAAAACCUCACUUGAAAAUGCAGUUCUGACCAGGAGGGCUGUUUUUCACAGCCUUCUUGACGCGUCCUGCAAGAACUUUGAAGUGCAGCUGGUGUUUUUUAACUUUUAAUUUAAAAAACAAAAACAAUACAAAAAGUUCUGUUCUUCCCACUUUUUUUCCCUAUUUAUUUGAAGCCAGUGUUUUUGCACAAAAUUUUGUAAGUUAAUUUUGAGAAUGGGAAAGACUUUCCAAAGAGAAUUGUAUGUAAUGAUGUUUUAUUGUAUUUUAAGAAAGUUAUUUAAUUUGUAAAAACUCUGUUCAUGUCUACUGCACAUAGAAUCCCAGGUCAUUAUGUGGAAGAAGGGAGGCGACUCCUUUGAUGACAGCCCUGAAUGCCUGACUCUGGUUCUCUGUUAGUCUGUUCGGUGGGACAGAUGUCGGAAGCACUUCCAGGGUGACGUGCUGGGUAGCUAAACCACUGGGACUGGUUGGGCCAUGCUGCUGCAUGAGGCCUGGGCCGGUCGGAGAAGUUCACCGUCCCUCUCUGUUGAUCUGCCUUCUGCAGGAAGACUUGUAGGAAUCAAGCAGGGGAGCUGUCCUGCAGGUCCCAGGUCAAGGAGGGACACAGAGACAUUUUCUGUGUCCUCCGAGUACUGCAACGCUGCCCCAGGCGGACAACUCUUGGAUUUCUUGAGAGUUUUUAACUGCCUUCCAAACACUUAAAUGUUAAUCCAGAUUAUUCCACUGUCUGUCUGAGGUGGCUUAUAAAAAUUAGGACAAAACCUCUGUUCUCCAGAGUCGUAGAGGAAUAAACUCUUUCCAGGAAUAAUCAUGUUUUCUGAAACACUGAAAUGAAGUCUUCCCCGUGUUAUAAAUUGCCUGUUUAAGAAAAAACGUUUUUUUUUUUUUGAAUGCCUCCUUGG
This is a messenger RNA of Lagenorhynchus albirostris (white-beaked dolphin), 2370 nucleotides long. RefSeq names its product ST3 beta-galactoside alpha-2,3-sialyltransferase 5 (gene ST3GAL5). Lineage: Eukaryota; Metazoa; Chordata; Mammalia; Artiodactyla; Delphinidae. The record is from RefSeq and is a predicted model, not a curated record. The transcript is spliced from 8 exons. The coding region runs from base 290 to 1462 and encodes 390 amino acids. Gene Ontology annotation, molecular function: lactosylceramide alpha-2,3-sialyltransferase activity.